AUGACCUUCAGCAAUCAAGCUAAUAAUGUGACUGAAGUCAGUUUUGUUAUUGCCUGGAAUAUUGCUCGUGCAAAACGCCCAUAUGGAGAGAGAAAGUUUAUUAAAAAAAACUUGGAAGAUGCACUUAAAGUUUUAGAUCCAAAUAAUGAAGCAUUGCACAAAGUUGUUUCGCAAAUUCCCAUCUCGAGACACACAACUGAACGACGCAUAACUGCAAUUAAUACAUCUCUUGAAUAUAAUUUAAAAAAUGAUUUGAAGAACUGUAUUGUAUUCAGCUUAGCCCUUGAUGAAUCUACAGAUACCGCAGAUCUUCCGCAAUUGGCAGUUUUCAUACGUUUUGUUUCACCUGACUUCGUUGUUAAAGAAGAAUUAUUAGAUUUAGUCGCAUAUCAAGAGUCAACCCGCGGUGUCGAUAUUAAAAAUGCAUUAAAUUCCAUAACGAAAUCUUUUGAUAUGCCUCUUAAUAAACUUGUCAGCAUUGCAAAUGAUGGAGCUCUGGCAAUGCUGGAUAAAAAAAAUCGGUCUUAUUGGGCUUUUAAGAGAUGA
This is a messenger RNA of Stegodyphus dumicola, 546 nucleotides long. Its product is annotated as protein FAM200A-like. The record is from RefSeq and is a predicted model, not a curated record. NCBI's taxonomy places the organism in Eukaryota, Metazoa, Arthropoda, Arachnida, Araneae, Eresidae.